AUGCCCUCUGAACCAGACAAUGAACACGCUACAAGUGUUUUAUUCCUGGGAAUCGUUGAGGGACUGCUUCUCAUCUCUGUUCUUGGACUGUCUUCUCUGUCCGCCUACUUUCUCUUGCGGACACUAAGCUCGGUAACAGACUCCGACUUCAUCAGCGGCAAGACAGUCAGCUUUGUCCUCUUACCGCUGGCUACCGAUGGACCAGCUCGAGUGGAAGCCAUUGUGGCGGCAUAUCGAAAUAGUAUGACGACAGCGCUGGAAUUUGCAAUCGGUCGAAGCAUGAACGCCGCCUUGUUCAUUACUCCCACGCUGGUCCUCUUCUCAUGGGCAGCUCAGUCCAAUGAGCCCAUGACUUUGCAUUUUCCAACUUUAGAAACUAUUUCCAUUUUUCUGGGUACGCUACUGGUUGCUGAGCUGUGCCGGGACGGUAAAAGCAACUACCUGGAGGGCGCCAUGUGUCUUGUCACGUAA
Messenger RNA from Trichoderma gamsii, 471 nucleotides. Its product is annotated as vacuolar calcium ion transporter. The coding region runs from base 1 to 471 and encodes 156 amino acids. Gene Ontology annotation, cellular component: fungal-type vacuole membrane. Gene Ontology annotation, biological process: calcium ion transmembrane transport; intracellular calcium ion homeostasis. NCBI's taxonomy places the organism in Eukaryota, Fungi, Ascomycota, Sordariomycetes, Hypocreales, Hypocreaceae. Gene Ontology annotation, molecular function: calcium:proton antiporter activity. The record is from RefSeq and is a predicted model, not a curated record. The transcript has a single exon.